AGGAGAGCUCCCUCACCGUUGCCACCAUGAGCGAGUCAUUUGACUGUGCAAAAUGCAGCGAGUCCCUGUAUGGCCGAAAGUACAUCCAGACAGACAGCGGCCCCUACUGUGUACCCUGCUAUGACAAUACCUUUGCCAACACCUGCGCUGAGUGCCAGCAGCUCAUCGGGCAUGACUCGAGGGAGCUGUUCUAUGAAGACCGCCACUUCCAUGAGGGCUGUUUCCGCUGCUGCCGCUGCCAGCGCUCCCUAGCUGAUGAACCCUUCACCUGCCAGGACAGUGAGCUGCUCUGCAAUGACUGCUACUGCAGUGCCUUCUCCUCACAGUGCUCUGCCUGCGGGGAAACUGUCAUGCCUGGGUCCCGGAAGCUGGAGUAUGGAGGUCAGACGUGGCAUGAGCACUGCUUCCUGUGCAGCGGCUGUGAGCAGCCACUGGGCUCCCGUUCUUUUGUGCCCGACAAGGGUGCUCACUACUGCGUGCCCUGCUAUGAGAACAAGUUCGCGCCUCGCUGCGCCCGCUGCAGCAAGACGCUGACACAGGGUGGAGUGACAUACCGUGAUCAGCCCUGGCAUCGAGAAUGUCUGGUCUGUACCGGGUGCCAGACGCCCCUGGCAGGACAGCAGUUCACCUCCCGGGAUGAAGAUCCCUACUGCGUGGCCUGUUUUGGAGAACUCUUUGCACCUAAGUGCAGCAGCUGCAAGCGCCCCAUCGUAGGACUCGGUGGAGGCAAGUAUGUGUCCUUUGAAGACCGACACUGGCACCACAGCUGCUUCUCCUGUGCCCGCUGCUCUACCUCCCUGGUGGGCCAAGGCUUUGUGCCGGAUGGAGACCAAGUGUUGUGCCAGGGCUGCAGCCAGGCAGGUCCCUGAGCCAGUGCUCCUGGACCCAGGCUUUCCCAUACCAGGGCUCCCCCAGGACCAUGACUCCUUUUCAAAACCACCUCUGGGACCCAGCUCCUCCGCAAAAUGGGUCUUCCCCUGGGCUCCAGGAUUCAGUCUCCCCACUCCAACAUCCCCAAACUGGUACUCCCUGACCCAGGCCCCCAAAGCUGGGCUCUUAUAGGGCCUCCAUGAUUCACGCCCUCUCCCCAAACUUGGACUCCAGAGCUAAGUCCUAUCUUCUACAGUUUGGGUUCCCAGACCAAGCCCUCUCCCCACAUCAGGACUCUAGACCCCAGCCCUCCAAUCCCAGACUCUGGGACCUAGGCCCCCCUUAAAUCUAGACUUCUCUUCAUAGACUUUAGGUCUCCUCUGGGUGCCUGAGAAGUCUUCAAAAGUGGACUGUACUCAGGCUUGAUCCACUCCAUCCCAUCCCUAUCCCCAGGGCUGGGGCUGUCUGGGAAGCAGAUCAGGGGCUCAGUGAUUAGGGGGUUCUAGGGUACAGGGUACUGCCCAGCCUGUGUCUGUUGAGUGUCUUCACAUUUUGGCAUUUUAUUUCAGCUCCAUUUUGCCCAGAGAUGGGCAAGGGGUGGGAUUGGCUCACCCCCUUCCUGAGUCUGCAAUAAAGCAAUGUGAAGAACUA
This is a messenger RNA of Carlito syrichta (Philippine tarsier), 1521 nucleotides long. It is a transcript of the gene FHL3, whose product is annotated as four and a half LIM domains 3. Gene Ontology annotation, molecular function: actin binding; transcription coregulator activity. Gene Ontology annotation, cellular component: Z disc; nucleus; stress fiber. The record is from RefSeq and is a predicted model, not a curated record. The coding region runs from base 27 to 869 and encodes 280 amino acids. The transcript is spliced from 5 exons. Gene Ontology annotation, biological process: actin cytoskeleton organization. NCBI's taxonomy places the organism in Eukaryota, Metazoa, Chordata, Mammalia, Primates, Tarsiidae.